AUGACCCUUUGCAACGAGCACCAUCGGUACCAUACGGGAAUCCUCGAUUAUCUCACGAGUAAACUUUUGAGUAUCGUUGACAGUAACGUUGGUAGCAGUGACGGAAGCAGCGUUAUCGUUGGGCAGGUCCCGGCAACUAAUCAGAUAAUGAUCGAGGGUAUGGAUAUAGAUGAAUCUGUUGAUAAUGUGCUUACUGUGGCAUUUCUGAUAUUUCUAACGGUAAUGAUUGCGUUUUUAGGUGCGGGUCUGAUUGCCCUGGUACUUGUGAUGCUAAUGCAUUCGAAUCCGCAUCAACAGGAUGAUGAAGAGAAGCAAGUUCGGCAAAGAGAAUACGAGGAAGGUGAUGAUGACGACGAGGAUGAUGAUGAUGAGAUGGAGCUCUAA
This is a messenger RNA of Zygosaccharomyces rouxii, 384 nucleotides long. RefSeq lists its product as uncharacterized. Lineage: Eukaryota; Fungi; Ascomycota; Saccharomycetes; Saccharomycetales; Saccharomycetaceae. The coding region runs from base 1 to 384 and encodes 127 amino acids. The record is from RefSeq and is a predicted model, not a curated record. The transcript has a single exon.